GAAGGACAGUCAUGCCGCAAAUCAGAAACAAGCUGUUACGUGGCUUGUACGCAGAGGCAGAAUUUGACAGAGAACAUGAUGAAGUGAAUGAGAUAGAAGCAGCCGUAAGGCACCUGGUUAACGAAAUCGCGGGGACAAUCAGCGAGAAAGAGCCACUUUUCAAUAAUACAGUACUGCAGAGUGGAAGCUUUUAUGAAGACCUCAAAGUUGAGGGACCCAAUGAGUUUGAUUUUAUGAUUUGCUUGGAGAAUUUGUCGCAACCUGACGUAUGUGAGGUGAAGGAGAUUCCGUUUCGAUCAGUUCGGGAUCCAGGAUAUGUUCAUGUUCAAGUGAAAGACUCGGACUUGCGACGUCGAUGGCAGAGAUACAUCUCAAAGAAAGAGAACCUAAAACCUAAACCUAUGCUGGAAAAGUUUCAAGCUCUGGUUAACGAUGCACUUGUGGAGAAAAGAGAGCAUUUUCAUGAGAAGCUAUUGACAAAUUUUGAGGUAGAGCUAAGAAAAAUCCCUGUAACAUUGAAACUCGUCUGGAAUGGAACUAAAUACCAGAACUAUGAAAUAUCGGUGGAUUUAGUCCUAUGCAUCAGGAUGGCAGGAUGGCCGAACGAUUCCGAUGUGAACAAACGGUAUAACAGAUCUCAUCCCAGUUACGAGAUGAUUCGAAAUGCAACUCAAGACGGGUAUCAUCUCAUUGCGUCUUGCAUCGGAGAAUCAGGAAAACCCAGGCCUUGCUGGCGCUUAUCGUUUUCGAGAGCUGAGGGUAUUUUGCUACAAUACCUCAGCGAAAUGUCACCACUCCUCGUACACAAGACAGCGGUCAAAAUCUUGAAAGUUCUGCGAAAGAAAAAUGAGUCUGAGCUCUGUCUUUACGAGGUGGAUCUGGAUUUCAGUGAUCCUGAUGUUGUUUUAGAAUAUUUACGAGUACCCGAAAGUUCGUAUGUAAUCACCUGGGCUUUCCAUUCAUACAUCUUGAAGACAAUGUUUCUACACGAAUGGUUUGAGUACCCCGAAGAUUCUCAUUGGACCCAAGACAAACUUGCUCGACGAAUCCACAGUAUUCUAGAAAGAAUUUUCAAAAGUCUUUCAAAGAAGGAUAUUAGAAGCUUUUGGUUGCCGGAGUACAAACUAUUUAACUUUCGGGCAAGGCGACCAACCCGAACGAAGGCAUGCGAAGACAAACUUUCUUCACUGAUAACGAAUUUCGCAGCCCUCACAAUUUCAAAAAGCUAGUUUCCCAUGCAAUCAAUACAGCAAUUAAAUUUUUAUGCAUUUUUUCAAAAUUUCGCAGUGGAAAUAAUCGAAAGAGACGAAAAAUAAUUGGAAAUGUAACCCCAAAGAUCUCCUUCGAAAAAGCAUUGGUCCUGUUGUUGUUUUGAUUUUCAAGUAAUAUUAAUGAUUUGCUCUGCACAUAAUCAGUAUAAUUAUUCUCAAGAUUACCCAGUUUAAGAUACUCGAUUUUAUUAUAACACCAGGUUAAUAACUUAGUGCCUGAUUUUUUAAGUGGGUCUAUAAAAGAAACUUUUUUGUUAGCAGUGGCUUACGUGCAGCAAGCCUGGGUACUAAAUAACAAAUCGAUCGCAAGUCAGACAUUUUCGUUGGUUUUCCGGUUGCUAAUUUAUUAGAAAGUACGCAGGAAUCGAAACCAUCAACAGUUAAGGAAAGACCUUUCAGUUUCUGAGAAAGACACCUUGUCGCGAAUGCUUUGUUUGAAUGAAAAACAGUUUGAAAAAUAUAGCGUUGUCAUAAUAACGAUUUUGUCAUUCAGCUGUUUGGAUGUUGUCAAACUUGCUCGACGAAGACUGCCCUAGUCUAAGACAUUUCAUCUUACUAUAACGCCAGGCUUAUAGUUUUAAGUCGGAAUUUCCAAGUUAGUCUCUAAAAACCUCAGAAAUUUAUUGCAAGGGUGAAUUACGUCGCCGAUCACAACAAUUAAAAUAGACUGGAAGUCGAGUCAUUUUGCAUUGUUUGAUUUCAAGGUUAUAAGGUUGUAGACAGGAAUCAAAACUAGCGGGGAAAAAACCUUUAAGUUUCGAAAGUCGCCCUGUCGGGAACGCUUUGUUUGAAUAAAGGGAAUUAUUAUAUG
Messenger RNA from Pocillopora damicornis (cauliflower coral), 2082 nucleotides. RefSeq names its product cyclic GMP-AMP synthase-like receptor. The record is from RefSeq and is a predicted model, not a curated record. NCBI's taxonomy places the organism in Eukaryota, Metazoa, Cnidaria, Anthozoa, Scleractinia, Pocilloporidae.